This is a messenger RNA of Rhagoletis zephyria (snowberry fruit fly), 1653 nucleotides long. RefSeq names its product motor neuron and pancreas homeobox protein 1. The record is from RefSeq and is a predicted model, not a curated record. Gene Ontology annotation, biological process: neuron differentiation; central nervous system development; regulation of transcription by RNA polymerase II. Gene Ontology annotation, cellular component: nucleus. Gene Ontology annotation, molecular function: DNA-binding transcription factor activity, RNA polymerase II-specific; RNA polymerase II cis-regulatory region sequence-specific DNA binding. Lineage: Eukaryota; Metazoa; Arthropoda; Insecta; Diptera; Tephritidae.
AUGCUGCAGAAUCCUUCGAAAUAUCAUCCAAAUCCGUUUUCUCACUUGUUGGCCUUGCAUAGCACUCAGGCUGUGGUGAAUAGCAGCAAUAUCGUCACUCAUCAAACGCAUUUGGCUGCCUUGCCGCCGGUUUUCGCAGCACAAAAUCAGCUGCAACUGCAACAUCAGCAGCAACAGCAACAGCAGCAACAACAACAACACCAGCAACACUACCAUAAUCAUCAUCCAACAACAACAAUUCCGACUAUCAGUCAACAGCACAGCAAUGCAUUUCUGCUGCAAAACCAUCCACCACGCCAGCAACAACACAACACCCACGCGCAUACGCGCACCGGCGAGCUGCUGGAUGCGACCAGUACCUCCCUCGACAUGGGCAAGUCUUUCACGAUUGCCGCCAUUUUGGGCUUGCAGAAGAGCGCAAUGGAGAAUAGCCGCAAGGAUUACAACAACGCAAUCAAUUUAUCGCUAAAUAGUAGUGAUGAAGAUGGCGGCAAGGAUGCCAGCUUGGGGCGAUCAGCGCAUAGUAGUCAACAAGCGUUUAGUGAUGAGGAAGUGGAAAUUAGCGAUCAACAAUCACACAAUUUACGUAUGCCAAGUGCCGGUGGGGGAGGCGGCGGCGGCGACAGUGGCAUAAAGUCGCUGAAGUGCGUGCGAAAUGCCAAUAAUUUGUAUCAACAAAAUGGCAACCCCUUCGAUUGUAAUGGCAAUGCCAGCGCCGCUUUGAUACAUCGUUACUUACCAAUACCAGUGUCGUCGUCUAAGCCAACGACGGCGGCUACAUCAUCGUUUGUUGCAGCAGCUGCCGCAGUAACGCAACAUCAUCAUCAACAACAACAGCAACAACAACAAAAUCUAUUGCUGUCCCAUGUGCGUUCUGUGGCCUCAGCAGCGGUGGCUGCAUCGGGAUCAUCAUCGGCGUUGCAGAGCUUGCAGCAGUUGCAUCGACAUCAUGCGGCGCAGCAAAGCUCCUUGAAUUUGCAACGCGAGAAGCAUAAGUCGGCAGCGGUGGCUGCAUCGGGAUCAUCAUCGGCGUUGCAGAGCUUGCAGCAGUUGCAUCAACAUCAUGCGGCGCAGCAAAGCUCCUUGAAUUUGCAACGCGAGAAGCAUAAGUCGGAGAGCAACUCGAAAAAAUCAUCGCUGAAAAAUAAACGCGUACGCACCAUCUUCACGCCCGAGCAGCUGGAACGAUUAGAGGCCGAAUUUGAACGACAGCAAUAUAUGGUGGGACCGGAGCGAUUAUACUUAGCGCACACGUUGCAAUUAACCGAAGCACAAGUGAAGGUGUGGUUCCAAAAUAGACGCAUUAAAUGGCGCAAACAUCAUCUAGAAAUCACACAACAACGCCUUGCACUGCUACGCCAAAGCCAGCUACCAGGCGCUGUUGAGCCGACGAGUGCUGGCGGCGUUGUAGCGGGCAAUUCCAUAGCAGUUAGCAAUAGCAUGCCAACUAUCAAUAAAACAAAUACAAGCAACGAUGCUCGAACAUCUUCGCCAAUCAGUUGUGGUGCGGAGGAUGUUGAUGAGCUCAGCAAGCAGGGAGAAGAAUUCCAUUCACUCAGUCGUGGCAGUCAUUCAAGCUCAGAAUCUGAUCUUUCGAUAUGUAAUGACUCGAUUGAUGCUGGCAGUGCGGUGGAGGGCAUUGAGGAUACAUAA